AGUGAUUCAUCACUGAUUAUACGGGUUGCACACAAUCACGCAAACACACACAAAGACGAGAUAGAAGAGACAAUCCGAACUUUGCUCUUUUAGUUUUGUGUUUCUUGUAGCGUUGUGGGAGGUAGUUUACAAAAUCCAAACCGAGUAGGUCAGUUUGACCCAGAGGGGCUGACAUGAUGCGUAGCGCGGUGAGUCUGACGUUUCUGCUGGUCCUGGGCUUGGCCUGGUUCCUGCAAGUGGUCCCUGAACCUCUUAUCCUCACAGAAGAGAACUUUGAUCUGAGCCGGUUCAUGGGGAGGUGGUAUGAGGUGGCAGUGGUUUCUACUUGUCCUCAUUACAUGCAGCACAAGAGGGGAUAUCCCGUAAUUGUUGCACUGGAGCUGAAGCAUGUUGCCUCUGAGGGCAACUUCACAAGGAUGGCCGCUAGUUUCAGGAAUGGUUCAUGUAAGCAGAUGACCACCAAUUAUAGUCUGACCAGCACUCCAGGACGAUUCUUCCACCAUGUUGCAAGGUUCGGAGCAGACGUUGAUUCCUUCGUGGUUCGUUCCAGGUAUGAUGAGUACGCGGUGAUGCUUCAGCUGAGCACCGAGAAACCAUCAGGAAAUAAAACCACCAAGCUCAAGCUUUAUAGUCGAACUUUGAGUGUGGGGGCUGCUGUGCUGGAUGACUUCAAAACGCUGGUCAGACAACAUGGAGUGAAUGAUGACGCUAUCAUCAUGAAUCAGAAUAAAGGUGAAUGUGUUCCAGGUGAGCAGGUGACACAGCCCGUCACUGCUCAGCCUCAGAGUUGGAAAAGAAAUACGGUGCCACCGGUGGUUCCUGCACAAGAGGAGGACACUGGUAAUGUUUGACCAGGGUGACAGACCAUGUGGAAUACCUGAAGAGGAGGAUCAUCACACAAGCCAGAUUAUAAUGUGUGAAAAAUAUUUUCCUCAAUGGAUAAAACAACACUGUUUUGUUAAUACUGACUUCCUAUGGAUACAGCACUUACUGUAUGAAUGCCAUAUGUUACUAUAGUAAUGUGUUUUCAUGUGCAUGAAAUGCUUGAUUUGUCAAAAUUAAUUUGUAAUGUAGGCGCUUUGCAAAUAAAGUGAUUCAGUGUUUAUCUGCAAUGCAUCUCAGAGUACUGAAAUCCGUACUGUAUAUCUUAUACUGCAAUGUUUUAAAAUACCGUUGAGACAUGUUUGUCUAAACCACAAAUUUUUAAAAAGAAAAUAAACUAAAAAAAGAAAAUGCAAAA
Messenger RNA from Sebastes umbrosus (honeycomb rockfish), 1240 nucleotides. Its product is annotated as protein AMBP-like. The coding region runs from base 174 to 851 and encodes 225 amino acids. Gene Ontology annotation, molecular function: serine-type endopeptidase inhibitor activity. Gene Ontology annotation, cellular component: cell surface; plasma membrane. Lineage: Eukaryota; Metazoa; Chordata; Actinopteri; Perciformes; Sebastidae. The transcript has 8 exons. The record is from RefSeq and is a predicted model, not a curated record.